This is a messenger RNA of Fonsecaea erecta, 777 nucleotides long. RefSeq lists its product as hypothetical. The coding region runs from base 1 to 777 and encodes 258 amino acids. The record is from RefSeq and is a predicted model, not a curated record. The transcript has a single exon. Lineage: Eukaryota; Fungi; Ascomycota; Eurotiomycetes; Chaetothyriales; Herpotrichiellaceae.
AUGGCUCAAGCUCAGACCGUGGCCAUCAUAACUGGCGCGAGCCAGGGCCUAGGUGCGGCGUCUGCGAUCCGGCUCGCCCAGAUAUACUCAACCAUCGUCCUGGUUGCCCGCAACGAGUCGCUGCUAGCAGAGGUCGCGGCGAAGGUGGAAGCCGCAGGGGCGAAGACCCUCACCAUCCCAGCGGACCUCUCUGUGGCAGCGUCGGCGAAGGCCGUGGUGGCAGCCACGAUCGACAAGUUUGGGCGCAUCGAUGCGCUCUUCAACAACGCCGGCUCCGUCAAGCCGAUCGACCUGUUCAAAUUGACCGACGAGCAGUGGGACGACGGGUUUAACCUGAAGCUGCACGGCGCGCGGCGCCUGACCCUCGAGGCGUGGCCGCACCUGAAGGCCGCUAAGGGCGCGGUGCUCUUCAUGUCCGGCGUGGCGGCCGAGGCGCCCAAGGCAGGCAACGCGGCGGUUGCGGUGGUCAAUUCCGCGGUCAAUGCGCUGUCGAAGGCGUUUGCCGACCGCGGCCUCGAGGACGGCGUGCAAGUCAACACCAUCCUGCCCGGGCCUGUCGAGACCGAGCGGCUGGUGACCAUGGCCACGGAAUUUGCUCGCCAAAAGGACAUCCCCUUGGAGGAGGCCAAGGCGAACCUGCUCAAGUCCAUGGGCAUCCCCCGAUUCGGCAAGCCUGAAGAAAUCGCCGAGCUCGUCGCCUAUUUACUGUCGCCGACCGCGCGCUGGAUGACCGGCUCGGCAGUGAGGAUCGAUGGCGGUGUGGUGAAGGCGGUAUGA